Molecule: messenger RNA, 1824 nt
Organism: Drosophila biarmipes
Lineage: Eukaryota; Metazoa; Arthropoda; Insecta; Diptera; Drosophilidae
Product: zinc finger protein OZF
Exons: 3
Coding region: 151-1620 (489 amino acids)
Cellular component (GO): nucleus
Molecular function (GO): zinc ion binding
Source: RefSeq, a predicted model, not a curated record
AUAAACAAACCACGAGCCAUUUCGUCCCGAUUUGAGAAUAAUUUUAUUUCUUUGGCGUUAGAGCGUUUGAAAAGGAGGCAAAAUAAAACUUUCGGACAGAAUGUAAGGUAAUAUACAAGGAAAUAAAAUAAUUCUUGUAUCUGGCUGUCAAUGUUCUUCACACGAAUAACUAUGGGGUCUACGGUGUGCCGCGUUUGCCUCGCGCAUUCCGACAACAUGGUCAAUAUAUUUGAAGUGACAGAGGGAGUUCCGAUUUCGACCAUGACUUCUGAGUGCACCGGAUUCAAGGUUGAGAAAGGAGACCGAUAUCCGGAAAACAUUUGCACGUCCUGCCUGCAGGACGUUAAAGUUGCAUUUAAGAUGAAGAAAACUUACGAAAGGAGUCGCCAGAUCUACGGACAGUUACAAAAGAGUUCAUUGAACAACGGCGAAGAAUUAAACACUGAAGGAGGGGUUUUUGAGUAUGCUUGCCAAGUUAAGCAGGAACGAGAUGAUCUGCAAUGGCAGGAGGAUCCACUUAGGGACCUGUGCCAAGUGAAGAACGAACCACUUGAAGAAGAGAUGUUCGAGAACGAACCACUUGAAGAAGAGAUGUUCGAGAACGAACCACUUGAAGAAGAGAUGUUCGAGAACGAACUACUUGAAGAAGACAUGUUCCCGGAGGAGCAUAGUCCUUUUUCAGAGGGCCAAGUCGAUCAGUGCGAUAGCCAAGUGAAGAUAGAGGAAACACCAGGUGACGGAACUGACGAAGAACGAAGUUCUGUUAGUAAUGAAACUAAGAGAUAUAGUCCGCACAACUGCCCGCAGUGUCCAAAGAUUUGUAUAUCAAAGUCCGAUCUUAAGCGGCACUUGCGGACCCACAGAAAAGAACCAUACCAAUGCUCCGUUUGCCUGAAGAUUUUUGCAAAUAGAGCGAAUCUUUUAAGGCAUUUCGUCCUCCACACAGGAGAGCGGCCUUUCAAGUGCUCCCGGUGUCCAAAGGCGUUCACCCAGGCCGCAAAUCUUCAGAUACACAUGCGUCUCCACACCGGAGAACGUCCGUUCGAGUGCCUCCUAUGCUCCAAGACCUAUACAUUAAAUUCACAUCUUCAGGUACACCUUAAAAGCCACACGGGUGGGCAUUUCCAGUGUUCUCAGUGCUCGGACACAUUCGAAAAUGGAUCUGAACUUAUGUCACACGAACGAUUGCACGCAAAAGAGCAUCCAUUAAAAUGCACCCACUGUUCGAGGUCUUAUACAAAGGAGGCGCAUCUUCGAAAGCACCUCCUAACCCACACAGAAGAACAACUUUUCAGGUGUAACUUCUGCUCAAAAGCUUUCAGAGACGACGACGUCUUUCAAAAACAUUUACAAACCCACAAAGAAACACGGCCUUUCCAAUGCUCCUUUUGUCCAAAGGCUUUUACAAGUGGCUCCAAUCUAUCCAGACAUUUUGUUAUCCACUCGGGCGAACGGCCUUUCAAGUGCUCCCACUGUCCAAAGGCGUUUAGGCAGGAAGCAUAUCUUAGGAUACACACGCGACUUCACACAGGGGAACGUCCUUUCCAGUGCUCCCUAUGCUCGAAUUGUUUUACCACGAAUUCGCAUCUCCAAAAACACCUGAAAAGGCAUAACGAGUAAUCAUUUCAGAGCUUCGAGAGGUGAAGACUUAUUCCUUGCAAAUGCACGUUCAAAGGUGCCAACACAGGAUUUCCACUUUUGCAGGGAACUUUUGCGUACCACAAACCGCCAAGAUUUGAAAAUCCAGCGUUUUUUGGAACUACCCCGCGAUAACAAACAUCGAUAAGUCCACUUAAACAUCGAUUGCAGCAUCUCCAUGGCGAA